Molecule: messenger RNA, 2937 nt
Organism: Neospora caninum
Lineage: Eukaryota; Apicomplexa; Conoidasida; Eucoccidiorida; Sarcocystidae
Product: putative protein kinase
Exons: 8
Coding region: 1-2937 (978 amino acids)
Biological process (GO): intracellular signal transduction; protein phosphorylation
Cellular component (GO): cytoplasm
Molecular function (GO): protein serine/threonine kinase activity; ATP binding
Source: RefSeq, a predicted model, not a curated record
AUGCGCAUCCGCGCCGCCCUCGCACGCGCCAGUCGGCGCGUGCGAGGGCGCCACCGCUCUCUCAAGAGGCGGAAUGAUGAGAAGAACGUCCACAACCAUGGUGGCAUCCAACACGAGCAGCACGAGUGCACCCGCUGGUCUCUGGAGGACAGGGACAGCAGGCGCCGCUGCCACCGAAGCUCUGGGCGGGACGAGCAGCGUGAGCAGCAACGGCCACGUCUCUGUUCCACAGGAAGCAACGAAAGUGGCGGGGGUGGUAGGCGCAGUCGCAGACGCGAGCGCAGAUGUUCCCGGAGCGUCCGCGCCGCAGAUUCCAGCAAAACAUACGCGAGCGGAGGGCUCGACGGCAGGUCUUGUUCGGAUCGCCUGACCGAAAAGAAGACUUCUGUCGUUAGACAGAUUCAGGAUAUUCGCCAUCACUAUGCCCUCGGCCGAAAGCUGGGCUCUGGAUAUACAGCCAGUGUGUAUGAGGCCAAGUGCCUCGCGACCCAACAAGGUGUCGCAAUCAAGGAUGUCGACAAAAGCCGACAGAGGCUGAUUGCAUGCGAUUCCUACUAUCGCGCCGUCUACGAGAAGCUUGCCAAGUUGCCGCCUCAUCGUCACCUUCUUCUGCCUCCCAUCGCACUCCUGGAAACAGAGACACAUUUCUAUAUCGUCAUGGAGAGAUGCCAAGGCAGCGACAUGGUGGAGUAUGUGCUGAAACAUCCUCCCGCUGGGAUCGGGUCCACGGCCUGCAAACGUCUCCUGCAUCAGCUUCUGCUGGCGGUGCACGCUCUCCACAGUCACAACGUUCUGCAUCGAGACAUCAAACUCGACAACAUCAUGUUUCGCUAUCCCCACACGGAGUCGCAGUCCAAGAGCCGCAGCGGCAGCUCCAGCUUCAACAACGAGUUAGCACUGAUCGACUUCGACAUGUGUCUCCUUCUCGACCGGCCCGGCCCACCAAAACCACUCACGAACGCCAACGAGAUCUCUGUCGUCGGCACGCGAGAAUACAUGGCGCCGGAGUGCUACAAGGGCCACUACAGCACGGCGUCGGAUAUGUGGAGCAUUGGCGUGAUUCUCUACGUUUUGAUCGACGGGCAUUUCCCGUUCGACGUCAACAACUGCAAGCAACAAACCGGCAGUGCCGCUAAGCAGGGCGCCGGAAACGGCCCAGAGAAGUCAGGAAACAGCAGUCGAGACAUUCGGCGGCGGCUGCGCCAAGGCGUGCGUUUCGAGCAGAGGAUCAAGGAGAGACAUCCGCUGGCGGUGGAUCUCGUGCAACGCCUGUUGACCUACGACCCGACGCAGCGUCUCAGCAGUGCGUACGACGCUCUCUGCCAUCCCUGGUUGACGGGCGUGGCGCCGCCGAUGCCCCGCGCGGCGGCGCCAGCCCCGGCGCUUCCCAACGCUCUGCCCAGCUGGCAGUUUGUUCCUUCUUCGGAUCAGGUUCUCCCGUGCUACAGCCUUCCCCAGCAGCUCGGCCGCGCCGAGGCCUCGCAGCCGGCCUGGGGCGCCGCGAGCGGACCCGUUCCUGCAGCCGCUGCCUUGGGGUUGCCCGAGCGCAGCUCUCAAGAAGGUCUGUUUCCUCCGCGAAUGGCGAGGAACGAAGACCGGAGCGCGAACGGGGGAGACAGGGCGUGUUCGUCUCGGGCCGCGAACGCGACGGGACUCGCGCAAAGUGUGCCGCAGGUCGCCGCGAAAGUGACGCUGCCGUCGCCGGGAGAGGAGUAUGCGCCAGUGAAGUCGGCGGGCGUCUCAAGGGAGGCCGGGCGCAGCUCGGGGCAAUACCGGGCGACGACGGCUCAACAGAAACACCUGGCUGCCGCCGCCAUGCUUCUGCGCAGUCAGCCGCACAUCUCUGCUUCCUUGGCCGCUUCUCUCGGUCUCCGAGACGCUGCCGAUCAUUCAGCUCCGUCGUUCGUCGCCGCGGGCACCGCAAACGAGAUGCUUGCAGAAUACACGGGUCUGUUGCCUGGCGCUGGACGACAGGACGGUUCCUCCUCAGAGUGGCUUGUCUCGGCGCUCGCCUCGACUCAGCGCGUUCCGCACGGAGAAAACUUGCCGUUCCUUUCCCUGCCUGUGGCCGCGAAUGACGCGAGAUGCCGGGAACCGUCGGACGCAGCGGCUGCCUCUGCACUGAGUUUCUUCACGUCGAAACCGGCGGAAAUGUCGCGACAGACCGAACGCGACGUUUCCGCUGGCGUCGCCCACCUGCAGAUGGCAGCUGCCGAAGGGACUCAGAUUUUCGGUGCAAAACAAGAUCUGCGCCUGCUCCUUCCGGGUCUCGAGGACGUUUCCAGCGUCUUCCUCGAGGCUGCGGCUGCUUCUAAAGGCCUCGAGGCGUCUCGCGAGCCAUCUGGGCCGGCAGACUUCCUUGCGCCCGCCGAAGGUUUGACGUCCGCCGCGUAUUUCGCCUCGCACUCCGGACGCAGUGCUCCCGUCGUGCCUCGAAUGCUUCCCAGAGGCCAGACGCCUUCGGGGGACUCCACGAGUGCGAGCGCCACCAGCAUCGCUUCGGCUUCUCCGCAGUUCUUCAGUUCCUCGCAGGCGGCGCUGGGGCUGCUGCAGGGCGGCGAAGCGGCGCCGGAGUUGGCAAGCAGUCGAGGCGCGUGGCGCACGGCCGUGGCCCAUCCGAGCUGCAGCGCGGACCCCGGUGUAUGUACACCCGAGGGAGUUGAUCUGCGGCAGGCAGGCCUGAGCGCGCUCAAGUCUUUCAUGACCACGGCGCAGUGGCAGGGCCACGCGUCCGUCGGCCGACUCAUGAAAGUUAAUGCGCCACCGCGUGAGCCGCAGGCCGCCAAGCAAACCAUCAUGCGUGGAAUUCCGUCGCUGAACUACAUGCAGCCACCCGCUGUAGCCUGCCAUCUCCCGCCUCAAGCAGUGGAGAAGGUCGGCGGCGCCCGGUUGAUGUCUGCUGCUCAGCAGCCGCCGGAAGCCGUCGGGGGAAUCUAA